AUGAUCUCAGCCACUGCGUGGGUUCCUAGAGGUUUUGCAGCAGAGUUUGCUGAAAAGUACCAAUUGGACGAUGAGGAGUUGGCGAGAAUCGAAGAGAUGGCCAAACUGAACCUCGGCGCGGAAUCUCAUGCCGAGGCAGAGGCCCUGGAGGCAGAGGGUGCUGCCACAUCAGGGAGCACUGACGGAUUGAAGGGCCAGCUGGACAUUGAUGACGAUUUAAAGGAGUACGAUUUGGAGAAUUACGACGCAGAGGUUACCGGAGGUGAGGCCGAGGGCGUGACCAUGUUCCCCGGGUUGGCCAACGAGGACGUUAAGUUCCACGAGGGUGAGGAGGGAGCCGAUGCAUAUAUAUCUUUGCCCAGCCAGGAGGAUGCCGUAGAGGAAAAACAGGAAUUACAAGUCUACCCAACAGAUAACCUCGUGCUGGCCACUAGAACAGAGGACGACGUUUCGUACUUGGAUGUGUACGUCUACGAUGACGGUGCUGGGUUCCACAGCGCUGAAAUCCCACAGGAAAAGGGUGACGAGCUGGACCCAGAUGUCGCCCGUGGGCUUGUCCGUGACAACUCGCUGUACGUGCAUCACGAUUUGAUGUUGCCCGCUUUCCCGCUAUGUCUUGAAUGGUUGAAUUAUAAACCUGGGAGCAACUCAGACGAUCCAGCGAAUUUCGUCGCUAUUGGUACCUUCGACCCACAGAUCGAAAUCUGGAAUCUAGAUUGUGUCGAUAAAGCAUUCCCAGAUGUUAUCCUUGGCGAACCCACGGAAAACUCAAUGGCCAGUAUGAAAUCGAAAAAAAAGAAUAAGAAGAUGAGUGCGCAUGUCACCACACACCAUACAGAUGCCGUGCUUUCGCUGGCUCACAACAAACUUUUCAGAUCCGUGUUGGCCUCCACCUCGGCGGACCAUACGGUAAAACUUUGGGACUUGAACAACGCCUCCGUGGUGCGUUCGUUCGACUCGAUACACAGCGGUAAGAAUGUAUCCGCUAGUGAGUGGCAUCAGAGCAACGGGUCCAUUUUGUUGACUGCCGGUUACGAUUCCCGUAUCGCGUUGACAGACGUGAGAAGCAACGAUGCCAAGAACUUGUCCAAAUAUUGGUCGGUCAGCUCUGGUGAAGAGAUCGAAUCUGCCACUUUUGUCGACGAGAAUAUAAUACUUUGUGGUACAGACACAGGUAACGUUUACUCGUUUGACAUAAGGAACAAUGCAGAAUCGAAAUCUGUAUGGACUUUAAAGGCACACGACUCCGGUAUAUCCGCAUUGGCAGUAAACAAGUUUGUCCCCGGGUUGUUGACCACUGGUGCCAUGGGUGAUAAAGUUGCCAAGACAUGGAAAUUCCCAACAGACACUAACGGUCUAAAGGGCCCAAACAUGGUCUUAUCGAGGGAUUUUGAUGUCGGGAAUGUUUUGAGCAUCUCGUACGCUCCAGAUAUCGAAGUAUCGGGUACAAUGGUUCUCGGUGGUGUCAGUAAAGGUUUGAAAUUAUGGGACGUGUUCUCCAAUAGAUCUGUCCGUAAAAGUUUUGCACCAGAGUUGAGAGCCGUUCAACAACAAGCCCGCGAAGACGCCCAAAAAGUGGGAAGAUCCUCGAGAAUCUCCAGAAAGUACAUUACAAAUGACAACCCUGACACGGUUGUCACCAUCGCUGACCAGGGUGAGGACGAGGAGGAAAGAGAAAGAGAAGAAAGGGAGGGUGACUUUGAUGAUGACGAUGAGGAGGAGGAUUAUGAGAACGACGAGUAA
Huiozyma naganishii CBS 8797 is the source of this 1743-nucleotide messenger RNA. RefSeq names its product rRNA-processing protein PWP1 (gene PWP1). Gene Ontology annotation, cellular component: nucleus. Gene Ontology annotation, molecular function: protein binding. Gene Ontology annotation, biological process: rRNA processing. Lineage: Eukaryota; Fungi; Ascomycota; Saccharomycetes; Saccharomycetales; Saccharomycetaceae. The record is from RefSeq and is a predicted model, not a curated record. The transcript has a single exon. Bases 1 to 1743 code for a protein of 580 amino acids.